AUGCAGCAUAGCCGCUUUGUUUACACCCGGGACCAGCUGAUCGCGCUGCAGCCGGUCGGCAUGGCGACCAGGACAACGAACAUCCCCGAAGAGCUUUGGAGACAGAUGCACAGGGGAUGCAGAGGGGGAAUUAACAAGCACAGAAAAAAGAAGGGAUAUGGGCAACGUGAGGACAUCCCGGAUGACCAUGUUUCCAUCAAUGGCUUCCAGACUGUUCGGGCCGACCGGGGUUGCACCGAGAGCGGUAAGCGCAAAGGAGGUGGGCUUGCUGUGCUAGUCAAUAACCGCUGGUGUAACCCUGGUCACAUUACCAUCAAGGAACGUACCUGUUGCCCGGACAUUGAGCUGACGCGAUCUGCUGGAUGGACGUUUUACUGGUCCAAACACACACAGAGCUCUGAGAAGGAGACCAUCACCAACGUCUACACCAUCAGCUCAGUUAGUCUCUCUGAUGGAGAUGUAGCUCAGGCAGUAUUGAGUGUGUCUCCACAGAGCUGGUUGACUGAAGGAGAGUCAGUGACUCUAAGCUGUGAGGUUACAGGCUCCUCUACAGGCUGGACAUUCAGCUGGUACAGAGCUGCUCUCUACAGACAAGGCUUAGAACAAAUAAGAGACGUUCAUGGCAAUGUUCUGUAUCAUGUGGAGCUCCUGUCAGACAGCAGAAGAGAAGCUGGAGGCUCCUACACUCUCAGUCCUGCUGCUGUAAAUCACACAGGAGUUUAUGUGUGCAGAGCAGGGAGAGGAGAACCAGCCUAUCAGACACAGUACAGCACUGCGCAGACACUGUGGAUCACUGGUUCAUCUCCUCCAGCCUCUCUGAUCAUCAGUCCCAGCAGAACUCAACACUUUAGUGCUGGCUCUCUCUCACUGAGCUGUGAGGGACAGAGUGACUCUACUGGAUGGAGAGUGAGGCGAUACACACACAGUGGGGAGGUGUCAGAUUGUUCAUCAGUUACAGGAUCUACAUGCAGCAUCAUCUCCCUCCACACAUCCCUCACUGGAGUUUACUGGUGUCAGUCUGAGUCUGGAGGAGGAAGUGAUCCUCUCAACAUCACAGUGCACAAUGGUGAUGUGAUCCUGGACAUUCCUGUCCAUGCUGUGACUGAGGGAGAUUCUCUGACUCUCCGCUGUUUAUUUCGCUCCACAAAGCCCUCAAACCUCACAGCUGAUUUCUAUAAAGAUGGAUCACUGCUCCAGACCCAGACGACAGGAGAGAUGAUCAUCCGUACUGUCUCAAAGUCAGAUGAAGGUCUCUACCACUGUAAACACCCAGAGAGAGGAGAGUCACCACAGAGCUGGCUCUCAGUCAGAGCUUCAGGUCCUCGAUCUGGAUCCACUGAAGUAAUAGUCGGAGUGUCAGUGGGACUGAGUCUAAUCUUGCUCCUCAUCAUCAUACUGGGCCUGAUUUGCUGCUACAAGAAGAGCAAAGGUGAUUCUGCAGCUCAGCCCAGUGAUGACACUUACGCUGAGAUUAUGACUACAAACAGCUACAGAGGAAGCGAUGAAGGAGCA
This is a messenger RNA of Pygocentrus nattereri (red-bellied piranha), 1512 nucleotides long. RefSeq names its product sialoadhesin-like. The annotation marks the transcript as partial. Lineage: Eukaryota; Metazoa; Chordata; Actinopteri; Characiformes; Serrasalmidae. Gene Ontology annotation, molecular function: transmembrane signaling receptor activity. Gene Ontology annotation, biological process: cell surface receptor signaling pathway. The record is from RefSeq and is a predicted model, not a curated record. The transcript has 9 exons.